GCGGCGGAGCAGUUACGCGCGCCGAUUGGGUGAGCGCAGAGCCGAAGAGUACAGUUCAGUAAAAAAAAAAAAAAAGACAAGAAUCGGGUAACAACAACAGCUGCGGCCGCCCGAAGCCGACCAAACACACACUUUUCGGACUCACACUACAAAGAUUUCGGAUGUCACGAUGGCUGCAAAAUUCACUAUUUCAGACAGCGAGUCAGAGCCAUCAGAGGAGGUAGAAGAGGGAGAAAACAACCAUUCACCAGCAACACAAGCCAUGCCUGUUUUCGCCCGCCGCAACAUGGCCUUACCUGAACUCAGAACUCCAGCAUCUGGUCGGCUCAGGCUGAACUCGGAGUCCCACGCCUCCACGCUCUCCAGAGAUGAGGAGCUCCAGGCGAGGGGGGAAGAGGAAGCCGGCACGCCCACAGACGGAGCUCCGUUCAGGGCACGGUCCAAGUCGGCUCCCCCUGCACUGUGGGCCGCCAAGAAGUACGGCCAGCAGCUUCGAAGGAUGAGCGAUGAGUUUGACAGCCUGCUAGAUAAAGGGGAGAUGAAGAGGGUGAGGAGUGCAGGGACAGCCAGACAGAUGCACCACUCUAAAAGCUGGUGGAGCUACCUCUUUAGUCACCAGGAGAUGGAGGGAGAGAACAACCACCAUGAAAGCCACACACAUCGCAAUGAGUAGGCACUAAGAGAGGAAAUAAGAGCGAUAUGAAGGAAUCGACAGAGAAGACAGCAGUGGGGAGGCCAAGAGAGCAAACCAGAACAGUGUGACCUGUGACAGAAGAGGAAAAAAAAAAGGAUCCAAAUGCAAAGGCUAAAAGGGACAUGCAGUAAAUAGCACUCAAGUGCAUACUCAGUGAGUCCCAUCCUAGAGGAGUUAUCUUUAUAUGUCAUUGGUAACUACAUUUGCAUAUUUCUUUUUGUAUUUGUGUCGAUUGUGAUGUAAACAAUAAGGUUGCGCAGCCCACCGUGCAACGCUAAAAGUCAGUCAGGCGUGAGGAUAAACUGUUGCCGAUGUGAAUCCCGCAGGGAGGAUAAAAGGAUGAGCCACGAGAGGAGACACGAUCUCCUAAAAAACAGAAACACUGGCGUUCUAGUGGAUUGGAGAGGUGACCACUCAGUUAAAAGAUUCCUAUUAUUUCAACUGUCUCUCACAUCAACACUAUGCAAUAUACUGUAGAUGGUGAGAUAAAUGUACUGAAAUCCAAACACCCGAUUAUUUGAGGCCACCUUGAAUGCUGUUAGAAUUUCCUUCUUCAUUUUCAUAAGGAAAUCACCAGUGUCUGUGUGUAAACUAAGGCUUGUUUUGCUCCAAAUGUUUGUGUUUGACUUGCACAAGCUCAUGAUGAGAACUAAGUGUGUGCCAAAACGAUCUGCAGGCAAGUUUUAUAUAUAUAAAAAAAAAAAACAAAGGAUUUUUUUAAGGCAUUCUAAGUGGGUCUUUAAUCCAUCUUCCUGCUCUGCUACCUACAAGCAGUACCAUUUAAAACAACUGGACUAUCACUAACUGCUUUAUAUCUCAAAUUUAUCAAAAGAAGAACAAUCUCGUAAAAGGACAAUCUCUUCUGAUGCAGAAAUAAUAUCUUUUGUAAUACUUUCAGGGUUAGAUUAUAGCGGAUGACAUUAAACAGACAUAUAAAAGCACAAACCAAUAGGAAUUCUAUCUUUAUAAAGCCUUGGAUUAGCAAAAAAAGAAGAAAAAAAAUACAAUCUUUGGAAUGUUUAUGUGUAAAUAUUUUGUUAAUAUUUUAUCAAAUGGAAGGGGCGGGGGUUAUAAGCAAGGCAGUUCAGCCAGGACUUUAUUUACAAGGCUUACCCAGCAAUAGGCAGUGUACAAUCCAUGGCUGUUGUGGUAAAUGUUAACACGCAUAUUUAAGGAAGUGGGAGGGGAUGAAUUAACUGCUGUACAAGGAGCCAACACUGGUCUCAUUUACUCAGCUCCCAGUGCAUGAAGAGGAUGAACUCAGAGAUCUAAGGGACUUCCACUUGCUUUUUUUCUUACGAGUUUGUUCAGGAAAAUCAUUUUCUAGUCCUGUUUAUAAAAGAAUUUGUUCAAAUGUGGGUUGUUCACUUUGCAUUGGGAUGUGAAUUAAGUGGGAUCUUAGUCUGUCAUGACUUAGCUUUGGGAGUGCUGAUCAGGUGCUAAAUUUAAUAUUUAUGUGGUUUUAGAGGAUUCCUUGGCACAUACUACUCAGAAAAUAGAAAUACAUCAUCAGCACUCCUAUAAGCUUGGUAAAAAUGAUUGGGCUAGUUGUGACUUGUUUAUCAAUAUGUGAUUAUUGAAAAUGGUAAUGGGCUUGUUCUACUUGUGUCUUACUCUCUUCCUCUCGACUUGUAAGGUUGAGUUGUGAAGUUCUCGGGUGUGCAGGCCGAGUGCUGCAUUCGUGUCGUCUUUAAAAAAUAAAUUUAUCACUAAGGUUAGUUUUUAUUUAAUAGCUUUUCUCUUGUAUGUUUGCAUCGACUUGACUGUGCAAGAUCAGCUGACUGAUUAUUUGUCAAAUUUAAACUGUUCAAAGAGGAGUGAAUCCACUGUUUCAUGAUAUCACAGAGAUGAGUUUCAGUAAGGUUUUUUUUUUUUUUUACAUUUUAACACUCCUGAUAGUCCUGUGUAUGUACUUUGACACAAGUAGUACCGGCUGGCAGAGAACACGUGCAUAGCGCUGAGAGGUCGGGGCCAGAUAUGAAUGCUUUACUCUCUAUAAUGUUGUAACGAACUGCCUUGAACACGCUGUAAGCUGUGAUGUGACACCGCAUAGCCAGCCUUGUCUGUUUACCCAAUUACCGCCUUAAACUUUACUGCUCGCUGUCGCAUAUUAUGCUCAAGAAGGAGAAAAAAAAGAAAGCACAAUAUAUGCGGAGGUGCGUUUACUGUCAUGAAAAACAUUUAAAAAAGAAGACAGUCGUGUAGUGGCUCUGAUUUUGUGGCAGUAAACACACCAUGGAGGAAAAACCUGCCUGGGCACCUGGAGUUUUGCAACCAUCCUUAGUAUUACUUGAAUCUGGAGACGUGUGUGGAGAAAACUGAAUUUUAAGAUUUCCUUUUUUUAUUAUUAUUAUUCUUUUUCAGUUUUUAAUGACUUUUGUAAAUGUAUUUUCUCUACAGCUGUGAAACCUCUGGUAUAUGCUGUCCUGAAUAAAUAAUUUUAAGAGUG
Messenger RNA from Amphiprion ocellaris (clown anemonefish), 3143 nucleotides. It is a transcript of the gene badb, whose product is annotated as BCL2 associated agonist of cell death b. Lineage: Eukaryota; Metazoa; Chordata; Actinopteri; Pomacentridae. The transcript has 4 exons. The record is from RefSeq and is a predicted model, not a curated record. Bases 170 to 673 code for a protein of 167 amino acids. Gene Ontology annotation, biological process: apoptotic process.